Molecule: messenger RNA, 4908 nt
Organism: Anopheles arabiensis
Lineage: Eukaryota; Metazoa; Arthropoda; Insecta; Diptera; Culicidae
Exons: 2
Coding region: 659-4762 (1367 amino acids)
Source: RefSeq, a predicted model, not a curated record
UUCGAUUCCGUGAUUCGAAUCAAUCCCGGAGUCGUUUCCGAUGCUGGAAUUUUGGAGUCAAUUAUUAUUCCGAUUGCAGAGCCGAUUCCGAUUCCGAAGCCGAUUUCGAUUCCGAAACCGAUUCCGACUCCAGGACCGAUUUCUACUAUAGAACCGAUCCUGAUUUCAGAGUUGAUUCCGGAGCCAAUUCCGGGACUGAUUCUGAUUCCGAUUCCUGGGCUGAUUUCGGAAUGGAUUUUGGAAACUGAUUCCGGAUCUACUAUUAGAAAUCGAUUCCAGCAUGCACUUCGUAAAUAGAUAUUUAUUUUUAUGAAUAGAUCCAGCAGUUUCUAAAUAGCUUUCGGGAAAUGCUGGUCGGACCUACCUUCUGGAGUCGGUUCCCAAAUUUUCAGAAUCGGAUCGGAGACAACUUCAGAUUUUUCUGGAACCUUUUCUCAUCACUAGAAUCGUCCUGUCAUUUUUGUACUAAAAUCAAAUUGUCAACAAAGUGUAUUUACGUGUGCAGAAUGUAAACAAACAGUAGGCACUGAAACAGUAAAAUCGCAGAAAAUAAGUUUCUGAGAAUGGUGAUUCAAUCAUCCAGGUGGACACAUCCUUUCUCGUAAAACAGAAGAAGCAUAAUCGCACAGUGGAAACAAACGGCACCGGCCGAACAAAAAUGGGAAACAACCUUACAGAACAAAUGGAUAUGGAACCGGCUCAAGAUAUGGAUCCAUUAGCAAUUGAUAGCGACACUAUCAAAUUCAGUGAAGUUUACAUCAAAACAGAGAUCUUUCCAUCGGAAGAAGAUGACGAUCCAUCUUACUGUGGCGAACCACAGCACAUCCUUCCUGUCUCUGCUGAUAUACAGCUUAAAGAGGAAGAUAUAUCGGAGGAUGAUGAAGCUGGUUCGAUGUAUCCGGAUUCUGUUGACGCCUUCGAACCAUUCUCUAUUGUUGGUGGAAAACAGCAAUAUUCGAAAGGCAUGUGCUCUAGUUGCUCUACUUUGAACAGAUAUUCUACUCCACCGAACGAAACACCAAUGGAGAGAGAACAGCGAAUUCGUCGAAAAUAUCAUACCUUUCACCGUAUUCUGAAGCUGCCUGACGAGGUUCGUGACCAGAAAUGGGCGUGCCGUUGCCCGCCAGAGUUGGGUAGUAGUGCCAUUAGAAAACAGCUUUCCCGGUGUGUUGAGGAUCACAAACAUUUCAGAUCCUACAUAUCCAGAUAUGACACACCGCCAAGGGAGAGCAAGCACGAGCGAAAUCGACGCAUAGCCAGAAAGAAUCAGGCGAUUUACAUGUAUCGGCAAAAAAUGCGGUCGAAUGGUAUCGUGUAUACAAUGAAAUCCAAGAGCGACAAAUCCUCCAAUAGCACUGCACGUGCUCACGACAGGGAAGAAUAUUUGUCCAAUGAUUCCGUGGCAUCAGCACCGACGCUAAACAAGAAAAACAACAGUAUCGCACAAAUGUCUAGUAAAAUGCGUUGGAAAAGCAUGCAUCCUUCCGAACGCUGGCUAUUAAGCGGUUACGAAACUCCACCAGACGAAACGAAAGAAGAGCGAAAGCGACGACUAGAUAGAAGGAAUCAAGCAAUAUGUCGGUACCGGAGAAAACUCAAGCUAACUGGUAAGAUGCAGACAAAGAAAUCAAACAAUGACAAAACAUGUACAUUUAAUAAUACUGCCGUUGCUUCUGAUGAUGAGGAAGAUAUGGGCAAUAACUCCGAUACAUCAAAUUCCGACGAAGAGGAUUCGAAAUACACUCAUCUUUCCGAACCGCCGCUACCAAGCGGGUAUGAAACCCCACCAGAGGAGACGAAAGAAGAGCGAAGGCGACGGCUGGCCAGAAAGAAUCAAGCGAUGUACUUGUACCGGAAAAAACUGAAGUUAUUUGGUAAGUUACAGGCAAAGAAAUUAGAGAAUGACAAAAGCUGUGCCAUUGCUAAUUCUGAAGUUGCUUCUAAUGUUGAAGAAGAUUUAACCAAUUACUCCGAGACACUAAAGACGGAACAGCAGAUAAACAACAUUAUCAUACAAUUGCCCAGCAAAGAAUGUGCAAAGAAAACGCAUCUUGUCAAACCGCCGCUACUAAGCGGGUAUGAGACUCCACCAGAGGAAACGAAAAAAGAGCGAAGACGACGACUGGUCAGGAAGAAUCAAGCAAUUUAUUGGUAUCGGAAAAAACUCAGGUUAAUUGCUAACAACGUGCACACAACGCAAUCCAAGAACGACAAAAGUAGUACCUCCAAUAAUGCGCAUCCUUCCCUACGGCCUCUGAUAAGCGGCUAUGAAACUCCGCCAGAAGAGACGAAAGAAGAACGAAAGCGUCGACUAGCCAGAAAGCACCAAGCGAUUUAUUUGUAUCGAAAAAAACUCAAACUAACUCGCAACGCGCUCAAUAAUCCUCAUCUUUCCGUACGGCCGCAAUUAAGCGGCUAUGAAACUCCUCCAGAUGAGACGAAAGAAGAGCGAAAGCGUCGACUAGCCAGAAAGCACCAAGCGAUUUAUUUGUUCCGGAAAAAAAUCAGGCUAACUGGUAAAGUGCAGACAAAGAGAUCCAAGAAUGACAAAACUUGUACCACCAAUAAUGCUACACUAGCUUCUGAUGAUUAUUUGGUCAAAAACUCCCAGGCAUCGAAGUCGUCGUUAGUAAUUAAAAUCAACAGUAUCGCGCAAUUGUCUAGCAAAAAGCGUUCGAAAAACACGCAUCGUCCAGAACGGCCGCUAAUAAGCGGUUACGAAACUCCACCAAACGAAACGAAAGAAGAGCGAAAGCGACGACUAGACAGAAGGAAUCAAGCGAUAUGUCGGUACCGAAAAAAACUCCGAUUAACUGGCAAUGUGCUCACAAUAAAAUCUGAGAAGGAAGAAACUUGUACCUCCAAUAAUUCUGAGAUGGCUGCUUCUGAUAAUGGUGAAAAAGAAGAUUUGGCCGUUGACUCUGAGGCAUCGAAAUCGGUACUAAUGAAAAUCAGCAGUUACGCGGAUUCGUCUGACGAAGAGAAUUCGAGCAAAACGAAUAUUUUCGAACCACCGCUAAUAAGCGGAUAUGAAACCCCACCAGAGGAGUCGAAAGAGGAGCGAAGGCGACGACUAGCGAGAAAGAGUCAAGCGAUUUGCCGGUAUCGGAAAAAGCUGAGGCUAGCUGGUAUCUUGCCGACGAAGAUAUCAGAGAAUGACAAAAGCUGUACCUCUUAUAAUUCAGAAUGUGCUUCUGAUGAUGAAAAAGAUUUGGCCAAUGGCUCCGGGGCAUCAAGAUUGAAAUUGGAGAUAAACAACAUUAUCACGCAAGUGCCCAGCGAAAAAUAUUCGAAAAAUAAGUAUCUUUUCGAACCGUUGCUCCUAAGCGGGUAUGAAACUCCACCAAACGAGACGAAAGAGGAGCGAAGGCGACGACUAGCGAGAAAGAGUCAAGCGAUUUGUCGGUAUCGGAAAAAGCUGAGGCUAACUGGUAUCUUGCCGACGAGGAUAUCAGAGAAUGACAAAAGCUGUACCUCAUAUAAUUCUGAAUUUGCUGCUUCUGAUGAUGAAGAAGAUUUGGUCAAUGACUCCGGGGCAUCAAAUUCGAAAUUGGGGGAAAACAACAGUAUCACACAAGUGCCCAGCAAAGAGUAUUCGAACAAAACGAAUCAUUUCGAACCACCGCUAGUAAGUGGGUAUGAAACUCCGCCAGAGGAGACGAGAGAGGAGCGAAGGCGACGACUGGCCAGAAAGAGUCAAGCGAUAUGUCGAUACCGAAAAAAACUCAGAUUAACUGGUAACGUGAACACAACGAAAUCUGAGAACGACAAAAACUGUGCCUCCAAUAAUUCUGAAUUUGCUGCUUCUGAUGAUGAUGCAGAAGAUUUGGCCGUUCACUCCAAGUCUGACGAUGAGUAUUCGAAUAACGCUCGUCUUUUCGAACCGGCCCUAGUAAGCGGGUAUGAAACCCCACCAGAGGAGUCGAAAGAAGAGCGAAGGCGACGUCUAGCGAGAAAGAGUCAAGCGAUUUGUCGGUAUCGGAAAAAGCUGAGGCUAGCUGGUAUCUUGCCGACGAAGAUAUCAGAGAAUGACAAAAGCUGUACCACGUAUAAUUCUGAAUUUGCUCCUGAUGAUGAAGAAGAAUUGGCCAAUGACUCCGAAGCAUCAAAGUCUGAUGAAGAGUCUUCGCAAAACGCGAAUCUUUCCGACCAGCUGUUAGUAAGCGGAAAUGAAAAUCCGCCAGACGCGAUGAAAGAAGAGCUAAAGCAACUCAGACUAACAGGUAGCGUGCAGGAAAAGAAAUUAGAGAAUGAAAAUACCUAUUCCUAUAAUAAUUUUCAACUUGCUUCUGAUGAUGAAGAAGAUUUGGCAAAUGAAUCAGAGGUAUCAAAAGAACACGAAGAGGAUUCGAAAUAUGCGCAUCCUUCCGAACCACCGUUAGCAAGCGGGUAUGAAACCCCACCAGAGGAGACGAAAGAAGAGCGAAGGCGACGGCUGGCCAGAAAGAAUCAAGCGAUGUACUUGUACCGGAAAAAACUCAGACUUACAUCGAAAUCUGAAAACGACAAAACCAGUACCUCCAAUAACGCGCAUCUUUCCGUACGUCCGCACAUAUGCGGCUAUGAAACUCCGCCAGACGAGACGAAAGAAGAGCGAAAGCGACGAAUAGCGAGAAGAAAUCAAGCAAUCUAUCGGUACCGGCAAAUGCUAAAGCUUACUGGCAAUGUGCACACAACGACUUCCGAGGAUGACAAAACCAGUACCUCCAAUAACACGCAUUCUUCCGAGACGAGACGAAAUAAGAGCGAAAGCGAAUAUUAGACAGAAGAAGGAAUCGAUAUGUCGGCACCGGAAAAAAAACUGACGUUAGCUGAUAACGUGCAUACAAAUUACUAGACAUCAAAGUAGUACAUGAAUCAUAGUAACCAUAUGUGAGAAAUAAAAUUAAGCUGGUUCUGAUCUUCAAA